AUGGUUUUUCUCACAAUUCUGCUGUUUUCCUUCCUUCAAACAUCUCAGCGGAUUCAGAAGACUAUGGUAAAUGGCAAAGAGAUGCUGUCCAAUCCCAGGCUCAAACCUGUGCAGGGGACUUUGAAUGUAGUGAUGAACCAGAACGUGACCCUCUCCUGCAACUCAGAUUCUGGAUCUCCACCUGUCAGAUACACAUUGUUUAAACGUAAUCAGAAGGUAUCCACCUUAAAUAGGCCAGACCUGACCCCCAGUUUGUUUAACUUGACUAUCAACUCUGCCAGUGAUCUGGGCGAAUACAAAUGCAAAGCUGAGAAUAACAACACCAGUGGCGGAAAAUACAGCAACAGUCUCAGCUUCACCCUUCUAGAGCCCAUUUCCAAACCAGUGCUGAGCUCACCCACCUCUCAAGCAAAGAAAGGCCAGAACGUGACCCUGUCUUGCCUCUCGGAGAACGGCUCUCUUCCUAUCACAUACAUAUUCUUCAAAGGAACACAGAGCAUCUCUUCCCAGGUGAUGAUGCAGAAGGAAGCAGCUGAGAUUGUUCUAUUCAUCAAUUCCUCUAGUGACUUUGGAACCUAUAAAUGUAGAGCUGAAAAUGGUCUUCGCAGAAAUGCAAAAUACAGCAAUGGUUUCAACUUCACAUUAGCAGAAGAGAGAAGAUUUUCUCAGCCCCUGAUAAUUUCUCUUGGGCUGAUCCUGCUACUAUUCCUAAUAGGACUUGCUCUGGCAAUUCCAUUUUUCAUAAUUCCUGCAUAUAAAGCAAAAAAAUUUAAGUGUAUGAGAUCCUCAAGUGGCUUUACUUCAGCACCAAAUGUAGAAGAGCCUGAAGACGAGGUGAUAUACUCAGAGAUUGUGCCUGUUAAACCAGAAGAAGAAUACAUCAACUUUUCUGUUAUAAGAAGAGAAGAUGAAAAAGACAAGAGGGCGUGUGCUACAAUGUAUUCACAGGUCUUCAUCGGAGACUGAGCACAAGAAAUAUGCAUCAUUUCCUUCAUGGUUGUAUCUCUGCUUCUCAGCUGGACCACUCCAUUCUCUAGAGUGGCAUCAGUUAUCAAGAUCAUGAAGAGAACACUCAUCUCGUCAUACCUGCAGAGAAAAGAGCACUCCCGUUACUGCUUCUGGU
Molecule: messenger RNA, 1123 nt
Organism: Nestor notabilis (Kea)
Lineage: Eukaryota; Metazoa; Chordata; Aves; Psittaciformes; Psittacidae
Product: allergin-1-like
Exons: 9
Biological process (GO): cell surface receptor signaling pathway
Molecular function (GO): transmembrane signaling receptor activity
Source: RefSeq, a predicted model, not a curated record